Molecule: messenger RNA, 481 nt
Organism: Sus scrofa (pig)
Lineage: Eukaryota; Metazoa; Chordata; Mammalia; Artiodactyla; Suidae
Gene: ABO
Product: ABO, alpha 1-3-N-acetylgalactosaminyltransferase and alpha 1-3-galactosyltransferase
Biological process (GO): carbohydrate metabolic process
Cellular component (GO): Golgi apparatus; vesicle; membrane
Molecular function (GO): hexosyltransferase activity
Source: RefSeq, marked provisional
GCCAGGCUGACCUCCACCCCCAUCCCUGGCCUCUGCCUCCAGGCACCUGGCUUGCGGGUCCUCGCAGGAGCCAUGGACCCCCGAGAUUUCUGGGGAAAGAGUGCCAAGCUCUGGCUGUGCCCCAUUCUGCUCUUUGUUGCCUGUCUUGGCUUCUACAGCAAUGUUUUCAGCCUGACUCCCAGGUGGCAGAGCAAAGAGUCUCAAAGCCCCGAGGCCCAGCAGCUGCAGGAGAGCUCUCUCCAACCAGAGAGCCUGCCCUUGAGUGAAUGUGACUGCCACCUGGACACCUGCAGGAUACCCGAAGUACCCAGGUUGAUUUACCCCAAGGCCCAGGUCCUCAAACCCACGAGAGUGGACGUGCUGGUCAUGACUCCCUGGUUUGCUCCCAUCAUCUGGGAUGGGACCUUUGAUUCUGCUGUCCUGGAUGCACAGUUCAGAAACACCACCAUUGGCCUGACCGUGUUUGCCAUCAAAAAGUAAG